Molecule: messenger RNA, 1212 nt
Organism: Xenopus tropicalis (tropical clawed frog)
Lineage: Eukaryota; Metazoa; Chordata; Amphibia; Anura; Pipidae
Gene: mdfic2
Product: MyoD family inhibitor domain containing 2
Exons: 5
Coding region: 353-859 (168 amino acids)
Biological process (GO): regulation of gene expression
Source: RefSeq, a predicted model, not a curated record
CACUAUGGCACCCCCUACCCAUAUGUAUAAAUACAAAUAUACAGAGAGGGAAUGUUCUGGGCACACAGUACAGGGUGUAUGAGAGGGGAGUGGGGAGAGGCUGCCCCUAUGUUUCCUGUUGUUCUAUAUAAUCAGUGUUUCCCUGCUGGGGAUGCUCCCCUCUCCCCGUUGCUGUUUCCAUGCCCCCCCCCCGCAGGGCUCAGGAUGCUGUGACGCCAGCGCUGCGGGUUAAUAACACUCGUUAGUGUAAGUGGAUGUGAGUGACAGUCGGAGGGUGUGAAGCUUCGCUCACUGACAGGCAGAGGGGCUGCUGGUUGGGUCGGCGAUCAGGAGCGGGAGAGAAAGUGCCAGUAUGAGCGAGGGGCACCCUGGAACUCCCGGGAACCUUCCAGCCAUAAGCGGCGGCGCCAGGAUCUCAGCAGAACCCCCCGAGACGCCUGGAGAUACAGAGGAGAAUGAUCCCCGGGGGGCCCGACUCAGCCCAGAACCGACCUGCCCCAAACACCAGAACCGGGGCUCCUCCAGGAGGAAGAAAACCCAGGGCCCCAAACUGUCAGCCAGACACAUAGAACAGGCAGCGGGGGAUGUCUCAGAUCUCUCGGCAUCUCUGCUCCUGGCCUGUCUUUUCUGCCACUUCUCUGACUGUCUCGUCCUGCUCCCUGGGACAUGUGACCUAGGCCUGCGCUGUCUCUGCUGCUCCCAGUCUCCCUCCAGCUGUCUCUCAGCCUUCCCUGACCUGUGCUGCUGUCUCUCUCCUUCCGCCUGUUCCAACACCGACUGCGGCUGCCUGGAUAUGUGCCAGCAUACGGCCGAGUGCCUGGAGUUUGCCAUGGAGGUCUCCGAGCUGUGCUACCGCUAACUGCCCCCGGACAGCUGCGCUCUCUGCCUCUUGGCCGGGCUGUUCUGUGAGGCCUCCAUGCUGUGCUCUGCCCUGCUGGCCUGUGUGAGCUGUGGCCCCUGCGCUGAUGGGGCCCCGUGUUGCUCCCCCUGUUCCUCCGGCUGCGCCUCAGUGGGGGGCUCCCUGUGCGACUGUCUAACGGCGAGUGAGGGGUGUCGCUCCUCCGACUGCCUGGAUCUGUGCCUGGAGUGCUGCGCUCUCUGCUUCCCCUCCUGACCCGCCCCAUGCCCCGCCCCCAGGGGGCCCCCCAGUCUGUGCAUGACUUUUAUAUUCCCUCUGUCCGACCAACGCAAUAAACAGCAACUUUCCUACCA